Messenger RNA from Magnusiomyces paraingens, 762 nucleotides. RefSeq lists its product as uncharacterized. Gene Ontology annotation, biological process: ubiquitin-dependent protein catabolic process. The record is from RefSeq and is a predicted model, not a curated record. The transcript is spliced from 3 exons. The coding region runs from base 1 to 762 and encodes 253 amino acids. Lineage: Eukaryota; Fungi; Ascomycota; Dipodascomycetes; Dipodascales; Dipodascaceae. Gene Ontology annotation, cellular component: nucleus; proteasome core complex; proteasome core complex, alpha-subunit complex.
AUGGGUAGCAGACGUUACGACAGUCGUACGACUAUUUUUUCUCCUGAAGGUAGACUUUAUCAAGUUGAAUACGCCCAGGAAGCUAUUUCCCACGCAGGUACAGCUAUUGGAAUUCUUGCUCGUGAUGGAAUUGUUCUUGCUGCAGAAAACAAGGUGGCUUCCAAACUGCUGGAGCAAGAUAUUUCUGCCGAAAAGAUGUACACUCUGAAUGAUCAUAUGGUGUGCUCAGUUGCUGGUAUCACUUCCGAUGCAAGUAUACUUAUUCAGUAUGCGCGACAGUUUGCGCAGUCCUAUUUGCGCACUUACAAUGAAAAUGUGCCAUGUGAGCAAUUGGUGCGGCGGCUUUCGGAUACUAAGCAGGCUUACACGCAACAUGGAGGUUUGCGUCCAUACGGUGUGUCGUUCCUUUAUGCCGGAUGGGAUGAGGUCAAUGGAUAUCAACUUUUCAUGUCGAAUCCCUCAGGCAAUUACUCGGGUUGGAAGGCAGCUUCCAUUGGAAACAACAAUUCAACUGCACAAACAGUUCUUAAGCAAGAGUACAAGGAAGAUUUGUCACUUAAGGAGGCUGUUGAUCUUGCAAUCAAAGUCUUGUCGAAAACUAUGGACAGCUCAACUCUUUCUUCUGAAAAGAUUGAAUUUGCCACACUUGGAAAAUCUUCUCAUGACCCUGAGAAGAUUGUCCACAAGAUUUGGACACCCGUAGAAAUUGACGCUCUACUUGAGGAGCUGGGUCUGGCCAAGCCCAAGGAGGAUGAUGAAUAA